ACCAUGCUCCAAAACCACAAGAAUUCAGCUUCUAGUUUUAUCUAGCCGCACUUGUCUAUAUAUUCAGGAGCAUCAAAUCCUUGAGAAUUCAACACCACAAUAUCAAGUCAUUGCAAAAGCACUAGCCUUCUUUAACAAAUAUAUCCAAGUGUGUUUUCAAGAAAUCAAGAUAAAAUUAGAAAAUGAGUUCAACAAGUAGAGCAUGGGCUGCUGCACUAAGCGUAGGAGUAGUAGAGGCACUAAAAGAUCAAGGACUUUGUAGGUGGAAUUACACAAUCAGAGCCAUAAAUCGGCAUGUCAAGAACAAUAUAAGGUCAUAUUCACAGGCCAAGAAGAUCUAUUCUCCAUCUUCUUCUUUGGUUUCUGCUAACAGUAAAGCAAAGUUGUCUGAAGAGUCUCUUAGGAAAGUUAUGUACUUAAGCUGUUGGGGUCCCAAUUAAUCAAUCGUAAUAGCAGUUAUAUUUAGUGUCAUCUUUCUGUACAUAGCCUUUGAGGAUUUUUGUAGCUUGGGCUAAAUUGCUAGUAAACUGUUGUGGAAACAAUUUUUACUACCCAGAUGUAAAUAUCUGGAAAAUGAAAAUUGUACUCAAUUCUACUAUUAUUGAAUUGUGUGAUUUUUUUUUC
Capsicum annuum is the source of this 624-nucleotide messenger RNA. RefSeq lists its product as uncharacterized. The transcript has a single exon. The record is from RefSeq and is a predicted model, not a curated record. The coding region runs from base 183 to 440 and encodes 85 amino acids. NCBI's taxonomy places the organism in Eukaryota, Viridiplantae, Streptophyta, Magnoliopsida, Solanales, Solanaceae.